GGGCUCGGCAGCGCUGGCUCCAUGGCGCGGGGGUGGCUGGGCAGCGCGGUCAGCACCUUGCCGGGCGAGAAGGCUGGGCAGGAUGGGACCGCUGGCGAAGACGAAGCAGCCCGUGGACUGGGCAGCCUGGUUUUAAAUGCGGGGAAAGCAGCCAGCGCCCGUCCUCUGGAGCAGGGGAGCGGGGAGAGCGGGAAGGAUGAGAUUUGCUGUGAUUCCUGCUUGGCCGAGGAGGUCCAGGUGGUGAAGCCGUGCCUUAGCCGCGUGCUGAAUUACGACGUCGAGCAUCUGCAGCUGCACCUGGGGAACGGCCAGCUGCAGGGGCACGGGCUGGCCGGCCCCGCACGGGCUGCAGCGCAGCAGAGCCGUACUGCCCACGGCGGCCACCUGCGCUGGUUCUGCAGGAUGGACCUGGCCUGCGUCUGCACUGAGAUGCCAUCAGGAAGGAAAAAGAGGUGCCUGUCGGCUCCGGGGCUGCUGGGAUACGGCGAUGGGGAUGAACUUCUUCAGAUGCAAAUGGAGUACGACCAGAAGCUGAAGUCUGAUGAGGAUGCAAUUCUCAAGCUCCAGAACAACACCCAGUCCAUCAUGCUUGUGUCUGCCACGGAAGUGAAGAGCCUUGCGGAGGGGCAGUCUGGGCUGCUGCUGGAAGCGGUCAGAUCAGCCCAGCUGGAGGUAGUGGCAUUUCUGGAGGAGGAGGAGCACGUGGCUGUGAACCACGUCAAUGGGAUAAGGAUGCACUUAGAGGACAAGGGAACCCUCAUGAAGGAGAAUAAACUCAAACCGGAGAAAAUGGCUGCUCUCACCAACAACUGCCUCUUCUUAAAGGAAUACUGUGAAUUCAGGAAGAACUCCAGGUUGGAUGCACUCCCCAGUGUUUAUACCGGACUGAAGGACAAACUGUCUGGAAUCAGAAGGCUUGUCUUGGCAUCAACAGGUCACUUACCGCAGCUUCUCCAAACUUUGUAUAAAGAAAAACCACAGGAUUUCACAAAGGAAGAUGAGUACGGGAUCAAAACGAUGGUGUCCGCAAUUGUACCACCCACCCACCGCAUAUCUGCUCCGGAGUCAAAGCCAAGGAGUGAUUUUCUCAAGUACAUGUGCCUCUUAACAUUUGAUCCAGACACAGCUCACAGAUAUCUCUGACUCCUGGAAGACAACCACAAAGUGACCAGCACGACUCCCUGGGAACAGCCUUACUUGGAUCAUCCAGAAAGAUUUGGACAUUGGCGCCAAGUGUUGUCUGACAAGAGUUUGUACUUUGGCCGUUACUAUUUUGAGGUUGAGAUAUCUGGGCCUGGCAUUUACCUUGGUAUGACAUACAAAAACAUUGACCAGAAGGGUUCAGAAAGCAGCAGCUGCAUCUCAGGGAAUGACUUCUCCUGGAGCAUAAUGUGGAAUGGGAAAGGGUUCUCUGCAUGGAACAGUGAUGUGGAGACACCCCUCGCAACUGAUGUGUUUAAUAGGAUAGGAAUCUGCCUGAACUAUCCCUGCAGGACCUUGAGCUUUUAUGGGGUCAUCUCUGAUGACAUGACCUUGAUACACCAGUUUGAGUGUGAAUUUGCUGAGCUGCUCUACCCUGCCUUUUGGCUUUCAAAGAAAGAAAACUAUGUCAGGAUAAUCAGGCUGGGGGAAGAUGCUGAGAAGACUCUGGCUUCUUUGCCUCCCUCUGGGGAAGCUGCCCCUUCAAAAGCGUCUGAGUCAGAAGAACUAGCCAGUGCUUAGGUUAUGGUGUGAUGCUAAUGCUGUUACUGCAGGUAGCUGCGACAAAAAAGGGAGACAAGUUUCAAUGAAGAUUCUUAUAAUCAAAUGUGGUUCUGAGCAUCCCAUAUCUUAGAGAUGGAGAAGACUUGAGAGUUCAUGUAGUUGCUUGUCCAGGGGUCGGUGCAGAUUGUUCCCGAAGUAUGCUCCUGAAUAAUCUGUUUGGUAUGAGUUAAAGGCCUUUUUUUGGUAUGAGUUAAAGGCCUUUCACCCUCAGUGAGGGUGUUGUGCCACUGCCCUGAGACUUGAUUUUGGUCUUACAAUGCUGCUGUGAACAGGCAGACUGAAGCCAGGAAGACAAAGGCUGUGCUGCCAUUUUCCCUGCUGUCUCUGGAUAAAUGGUCUCAGCCCCCAAGGACCAGCUCAGUCCUUAGCUGGUUUCAGGAUCAGGGUCGCAGCAUUGAGGUGGUGUAAGAUCCCUUUAGGUCCUCCCCCUCCCAGGUCUGUGCUGAGGGCAAAUAGCAACAGGUAGGGCUGAUGCGUGGCAAUAGUGUUAGGUGUGGGGGAGCCUGUUCGGGUUCCUGUGUCUCCAGGAACAGCCAAAAAGCUUGUUUCUUCUCCAAAGGUAACUGGGAAGCAGGUAGAAACAGAUCGUUGUGAGCAGGGAGCAGCAGAGGCUGCAAAACUGUAAAAACACAAGGCUGAGAGCAUGCCUUGCUUCUGUGCUGGGCAGAGGAAUGAAUGGCUGAGAAGAGGAGCAUGCAGCAGAGCUUGGAGCCCCACAGGAGGGUGCUCUCAGCCUGUAGCUUGCUCCUGCUGCCUUCCCCGGGAAGAGGAGAAAGGACUGGAGGAAACCCUGCUCCCUCCUCGCUUUGCAAGUGGUAGCUGAGGCAGGGCCCUGCAGGCUGGGGCUUCCGGCUGGGCAGUCAGUAGCGACAGGGAGGUUGCCCACAUAUCGCUGGCACUCAUCAGCCUGCCCUUCCCCGUGCCCUGGCCUCUGGCAUUGCUGCCGUCCCUCCCACCACCGCCUGGCUCUCACUGUGCUGCCUGUGGGACAUGCAUUCUGCAGCGGUCCCUUGCUAAAAGCAGGCGACCUAGGGGUGCUCUCCCGUUGGGUGAUGUCUUGCCUGCCCCAGCAUCCCUGCCCCCAGCCAUCUCUCACCUUCGCCUUAACAAGUCACUGUGGAGCGAAGCUCGUGGAGCCCCACGGAAGCAGAGAGGAUGGCUGCAAGAGGGUCCUGUUGCCUGCUAAUUUAGGUGUGCAUUCUGCGAACUGAGCUGUGCAAAGCCCCUUGCUGCCAGGACCAGAAAAAGAGUAGGUGGGGAGCACUGGGAAGCACACUCUGCUGCUCUUUCAGCAGGAUGGGGCAGGCCACAGCAGACAGGUCUGUGGAGCUACAGGGACUUCAGUGCACAGCUGAAGGAGGAUUCCACCCUCCAGAAGCCAGCAGAGGGAGAGAAGCUAUUACAAAGUGCUUUGCAGAGGAGGUCAGUCCAUCAUCGUCCUCAUACUACAAGUGGAGAAACUGAGGCAGUGUGUGGGGAAACCAUUUGUCAGUGGUCACCUAGCAGAGAAGUGCAAAGCUGGGAAUAGCAACCAGCUCUCAGGGAGCCUGGGCAGUGCUGUACGCAGUACAGCGUUAGAAAAACAGAAGGGACAAGGUGAGGGGGGAGAAAACAGAAAGGGACAGAGGGAUGGGAGUCUGCGCAUGGUUCUUCUGCUGCUCACCAAAAGCUAGGCGAAAAGUCAAGCUCUGGCAAUCCCAGGGAUGGGGGUUAAGCAUUGCCUCUCAUCCCUCUGCAGGCUGAAGUUUCCUCUCCCACUGCAGCACUCUGCACCCCCACCUGCAACAUCCCCAGCUGUAUCCCUGCCUGGGCUUGUCCUGCCAGAGAUAGGGUUUCUUACAGGAGAGACGGGGUUCCAGUUCCACCAUGCCAUGGACGGGAAGGAGGAACAGCCACAGCGCUUGCUCCUCUCGGGCUGUUACAGAGGUGUGCCCAGCCAUGAAUUCAACUCCCAAGUCUGGUUGCAACCACAACUGAUGUAUAUCUGGGCUCAGUCCUGCUCCCCCCUUCAUCUUGGGGCACAAACCAACCAAAAUCUGCUUCCUUACUCCCAUGGCAGCACCAGCGUGGCAGGUGACCCCAGUGCUGCAGCUAUAGCUUACACUGGGAGAAACCUCCACCCAAAGCUGGCUCUGGCUGCUCUGCUCAGCUCUCAUUUUAUCUUGGCAGCUCCUGCCUGGGAGUUGCACAUUUUAUUCCCAGAAUGCCAAGCUGCUCCAUCCCUCGGGUGCAUUCAGGGAUUGGCAUGCAAAUAAGCCCGUCGCUGCAUCAGACUGUGAUAAUUAAAAGUGAAGUUGUAAAACAAGCAGCAUCAAUUUUGGUGUACGUCCUCAGCAACACAUGGUGAUUGGACUGAGUUGGGAGGCAUUUCCAGCUAAACAGCAAACUCUAAAUAGCCUGCAGAGAAUAUAUGAGAAUUUAGCUUGUGCAGCAAUUUGAGAUGUCAAAACAAGUUUCCUUGUUAAUAUAAAACUAUUUGGACUUUGCAUUUUUAAUUAAAGCUUUUAAUUAUACAACUGUA
This is a messenger RNA of Dromaius novaehollandiae (emu), 4285 nucleotides long. RefSeq names its product tripartite motif containing 16 (gene TRIM16). The record is from RefSeq and is a predicted model, not a curated record. Lineage: Eukaryota; Metazoa; Chordata; Aves; Casuariiformes; Dromaiidae. The transcript is spliced from 6 exons. Gene Ontology annotation, molecular function: protein binding.